Molecule: messenger RNA, 1463 nt
Organism: Aspergillus saccharolyticus JOP 1030-1
Lineage: Eukaryota; Fungi; Ascomycota; Eurotiomycetes; Eurotiales; Aspergillaceae
Exons: 5
Coding region: 158-1267 (369 amino acids)
Source: RefSeq, a predicted model, not a curated record
UCUUAAUUAAGCUCGACAAGCCAUUGAGCCAUUCUCAAAGAGGAGAUAAAAUCUCUCAACCUUCUCCUGGCUGGAGAAAACCUUAUAUGGACUUGUCCUGUGCCCCUGCCGUCGUCCAUCAUCUGGAAGGGCUGACUCGUACAGUGGGCAAUGCAGAAUGACUUCCGCCGACAAAUGGGAAGAGAAUAGAUACUGGAAAAAUACCCUGACCAUCGUCCCCAUCGUGGGGGCGGCCUUUGCAACGGUGACCUAUAUCUUGCGCCUAUACUCGCGUCGCUACACGACCGCCGGCUUGAAGUUGGAGGACUGUUUGAUGGGAGUGGGCUUGAUUCUGUCUUUUGGCGCAACUGCGUUUGUCGUGGAUACUGCCUUUAAUGGGGUGGGCAUCUCAGUCAGCGAACUGCCUCCCAAAGAACGCCAUCGGAUUCAAUUUGGAUCCUGGAUGAUCCAGAAAUUCUGGGCCCCCUCCGCCGCCUUCACCAAGAUCAGCAUUAUCGUCUUCCUGCGACGUUUACUCGGCACUCUGCGCACCUAUGCCAUCGUCUCCAAUGUCCUGAUCGCCUUCAUCUCCUGCUGGGCCAUCACCGCCCUGCUGGUCAACAUCUUCCAGUGCAUUCCGGUGCAGUACUACUACGACAAGACGCUCAACGGCCAUUGCAUGCAGGGCCAGGUAGCAUUCUUUCAGGCGAUGGGGUCCAUCGCCCUCGUCGAGGAUGUGUUUAUCUUGCUGCUGCCCGCCCCGGUGGUCUGGGGUCUUCAGAUUACCAUGCGACAGAAGAUUGCCUUGACCUUGGUCUUCUCGCUGGGUGGCUUAGUCUGCAUCUUCAGUUUGAUGCGAUUGAUUGAAUUUCGGAACUUUAUCACCACCGAUUUGGCCUCAUCGAGUGCCAAAGAAUCGAUCUGGACGUGUCUGGAAUUGGACGUGGCGAUCAUCUGCGGCUGCCUCCCGCUCCUCAAACCGUUGUUGCAAGGAUUCCUGGGCAAAGUGAAGAGCGGCGUCUCCAAAGGUCGCUCGCACCCCUCGUCCGGCACGAAGCUCUACGGCUUCCAGUCGAGCACCACCCACCACGACGGCUUCCUCCAGAUUAAUGACAUCCACGGCUCGCAGCUGUCCAAGGGGGCGAACGUCGCCACCAAUGCUAGUGGGCACAGCUCAGACGUGGAAUUGCAGGGGAUUGCGGUGCACACGGUGAUUGAGCAGGAUGUGGACGAACAGCCGCAUCUGUCCUCGUCCGAGACGGUGUCCAACCACGGCUGGCCACGAUGAAGCAAGGCAGUGCUGCAUGAAACGCCAGCAAUUUCCCUCGUUCAAACGAACCGUCUCAGCGUGAUGUCCGGGCGGGAUGAAUUUCUCAGUGGACAGACACCCUGAGUCCACAGCCAUUCCCUUGCCUUAUGAACCACUUAUUAUUUUUCCUUAGAAACCAAUUUAAUGUCGAUGAUACCCUUACAGAAUCUGUUAU